Messenger RNA from Odontomachus brunneus, 3283 nucleotides. RefSeq lists its product as uncharacterized. The coding region runs from base 79 to 3030 and encodes 983 amino acids. Gene Ontology annotation, cellular component: Cul4-RING E3 ubiquitin ligase complex. The record is from RefSeq and is a predicted model, not a curated record. The transcript has 10 exons. Gene Ontology annotation, biological process: protein ubiquitination. NCBI's taxonomy places the organism in Eukaryota, Metazoa, Arthropoda, Insecta, Hymenoptera, Formicidae.
CGUCGCGCCACUGAGAGCCUUUUCAUCUUCCGCCGCCGAGGAGUACUCACGCGCGCUGCUGAGCGAGGUUAUUUAAAAAUGGCGGACGCGUCGUCUUCCGACACUACCUCAGACUGUUGCAACGAGUGUUUCUCUGACAUUACGUCGGAAAAAUCUGAAUACGUCGUAGUGGGCAGGAAGCCGUGUCCGUCUCAUCGACGUAGCAAGCGGCAUUUUCUGCAAAAACUGUUGAUAAGAGAGAUAAGAGGAUGCCUUUCAGCGCACAAUUAUGCAUCAGAAGAAAGAUUGUUUGCAACAGUACCUAAAUGGCGACAUUUGUCUCUUUUACAUGUAAUGCCAAAGUCGGCGCUGGAAGCGGGGCACAUUAUAAUGGGACUGACACAAUGUGGUCAGUUUCUACUCACAUAUACAUACACACUGGAGGUCAGUAUCACAUCCCUGUAUAAAUAUCUGCUACAUUGGUGGACCUUCACACCGAAUCGUGUCGCUCGCAAAGUCGCUGAAGUUACAUUGUUUGGCAAUUAUACAAUUUAUAGAGAAUUAAGCAUAGUUAUAUCGCAAUGGCCAAUGGAACGUAAUAAGCUUGUAAUACACGGUCUCUGUACAAAUUUUAUCCCCUUGCAAAUAACUGAUAGAGCGUAUUUAACGAUAACGACAGUGCCGUCUCUCGAGAACUGCAAGGAUUGCUUAAAGGUUGCUGCAGCAUACGAGGAAGAGGGUGAAGAAUUAGCUGCAAACUGGGACAGUUGCGUACGAUGUAACUGUCUGCAGCAUGGACUCACAGUACACACCACGUACGAAGUCAUCUCACCGUAUCCGAAAUUUCGAGCCACAGUGUGCUUAAAUUACUGGAAUCAUGUUGUGGUCAAUACGGGAAAUUUCUUACAUGUGCUCAGAGUAGACUUAAAUAUACCCAAGUCAAAGAAUCAGAAGACAUACGAUAAGCAAGAUUCCGUGGUUCCGGAUACGAUCCCGUUGGAUAUGAGUGACGUCGAAGAAACGGAUUAUUCAACGAGGACAGAGCGAUACGAGAGUUCAGACGAAAAAGCGGGUACGCCAGAACGCUCCAUCGAUCGAUCUCCCAAAUGCGAAUCUAUCAUGGAGCAAGAUUUUCUGGAUGAGCCGGCGAGUAAGCUAGACGAUAAGUUAGGACGCGAUUUACCGUUAAAUACCUCGAGCAGCAAUCAAAGCGACUAUGUCUGUGAUAUAAGUAAGUCUACCGACGCUUUAAGUGUUAAGUCGUGCGAAUGCCCGGACGGGGCCGAAUGCAAGUGUAACCGAAGUAACAGCAGUCCUGUUAGUCGCGUCAACGAGCAGACUGCCAUAUCGGUCCGCGACAAGAUUCUGCAGGACUUCUGCGAGGAUAUGACGCAGGAGCUUAACAUCGGUAACGAUCUCAUCACAUUAGUGAAACAUCCGUCGUGCUCACCUCGCUCGACGCCGCAGAGAUUGCCAACCGAUCUCAAGGCGAUGACGUCGUGGUCGUCGCCGAUCCUCACUCCGCCCUCGGACAUCCUGCGCACCCGCAACUCGGAAUCUAGUCAGCACAGAAUCGUCCAGCGUCCGAUAAGCCAACGUCCGAGCUCGCCGCAACCGGGCGCCUCACAGGACAGCAACAGCGGUAACGUGGCUUCCAUAAAUUCGCCGCUGCAAUCCGUGUCGAUCAGUCCUUCUUCUUCGUGCUCAUCUCGCCUGAUGUCACCGCCCAUCACGCGCUCUUUUCGUCAGCCAAGUCCUCGCAAAAGAUCAAGUUUACAUUCACCGCCGCCCACCAUUGUGAAUACAACGCAGUCGAGGACCAUCCGAGCGACGCAUAAGCUUAUCCUCGAGGCGGAAAAAGCGUACGAGUUCACCGACGAGGCACAAGAAAUGUGUGAGAAGCUCAGUUCAUUCAGGAAGCGCAGACUCGCCGAUAAGAAGUACGAAUUUUGCGAUGAGACAGAAGACGCGGAGAACAUAGUUCCUUUCAAACACAUACGCGAUCAAUUUAGGCAUCGCACUUGCUCCAUACACCAGAUACCCUCGUCUCCGGCGAUGUCACCGGUAUUGCCGAAUGGUAGGAGGCAUUGGGUCGACUCGGAUCAAAGUGAAUCGGAUGAAUUGAAUCUCAGUCAGGACGUCAGUAUAGCAAACGAUUUGAAUCCCGAAACAGCUGAGAAAAACGUAUUGCGGCCGUUGAAUCAAAAUCAGUUGUCCAAUGGAAACGUAUAUAGAGAUCGCGUUGGCAAGUGUUGUCCGAGUUUCUCUCCCUUAGUUCCUCGAAAUAACUUGCAGUAUCCUAUGAUAAAGUGCACCGCGUGUUUCAAACGGAGCUACAUAGAGCUCGACGACGAAAUGAUAUCAGUAAUUACAGACGUGGAAGAUGAAGAGACAGGAGGAUAUGUGAGUUACCAAUGUGUGCUUCCAAUGCAUGUUCACGGUUCCGGUUACGUUCAGAUGCAAAUGAUCAGCAACAGUAAAGCGGAAAAACUGAUAGUGCCGAUAGUCUCUAUAACUCAAUUGAGUUUCGAUAUUGAGACUUUUUCUCAUCAUAUAGCAGACUGGAUUUGCACGAGAUUUAAAAAAAAGUAUUGGCAUUGCAGCGACUAUGACAUUGAAGUAAUCGAUGUAUGCGCACUUAGUGGAGACAUCAUAUGUUUGCAUAUAAUGAAGAUCGAAGCAAGUGAAUUGUGCAGUCAAACGCAAUGUUCGCAAGAGAGAAAGCUGUAUGAAAUUGGCUGUAAGUUCACUUGGAAUAUCGACACAAGCCAAUAUAGAAUAACGGACGUGCUACCGAUGGAGGAAGUCAAACCAGAGUCCUUUAAGCAGAGUCACACGGAUGUACCGAAUUUUCGUAGUCAGUUGUGGAAUCCGACACGUCGCUUGGCUGCGCAGUUACGCGAGAAAAUUCAACAGCCGUACGCGCAUACCGUGCGUUUCCUUCAUAACGAGAUGAGCUUAACAGGCGAAUCUAUAACCAAGCUCACCGAUCUGGACAAUCUGGUGCAGUUCUACAUCACGCCGAUGCCAAACGACGCCUUAAUAGAAUGAAGAGACUAUAAAAUUAUCGUAUUUCUUCACUGCAAACAAUAAUUUAUUUAUUAAUGCAAACUCCGCCGUUUUCGUUCUUAUUGAGCGUGACGUAAUAUAUAGAAACUUAUCCGUGUUAUUCGUAACAAAUGACAAGAGAGUACCUUCCUUUCAAUACAGAAUAAAUGACAAAAUACUGACAUUAGGAGAAAUAUAUAUAUAUAUAUAUAUAUAUAUAUAUAUAUAUAUAUAUAUAUAUAUAUAUAUAUAUAUA